AACUGCAGCUCUCAGGUCACCGUCCAAAAAAGAAGAGGAAAAAAAGGUUACAGGUGCGGAUUUAACAGGAUGUAAACUGUUUAAGUCACAUUAGAUCAGCACUCCUGUGUGUCUUCACUGGGCACGUUGCAUAAAACCCCCACUGACGACGUGCAGUCACAGGGCUGCUGCUGCUGUGGGAGUGAGUGGGAGGAGAGACUUUACCUGGAUAGGCCAGAAGCAUUUCCUCCUCUGCCCCUUCUACACCCAGGUUCUCCUCCCCUGGCUCGUCCGCACUCAGGCAGCCUGUCACCAGAGGAGCCCACCAUGAUGAGGAGGAACGACAACUACUGGCCAGUCCCUGGCGAGGAGAAGAACCUGGACCUGGACUUUGUGAACUCCAAUGCCAGGAGCAGCGAUUCCAUACCAAUGAAAAAUCUCUACGGGGACGACGUCUCGCCCCUGUAUCCGCAGCCAGGCCCAUACUUUGCCGACGGGCGGCGGCGGGUGGACUACGUGCUGGCCUACCAGAUCCAGAAGCCGAGCGGUGACCGGCGCCGGUCGUCCAAGUUCGGCGAGAACAACUUCAUCCGACGGCUCCGCCGCAGCCUGAGCAUGAGGAGCAGCCGGGCGCCUCUGCAGCCAAAGGAGGACCCGGAGAUCGCCGCGCAGGAGCAACGGGCCGACUAUCAUGAGGACGACAAGCGCUUCAGGCGGGAGGAGUUCGAGGAGAACCUCCUGGAGACGGGGCUGGAGCUGGAGAAGGAUGAGGGGUGUAAGAUCCCCGGAAUCGGCUUUUUGAAGAUCCAUGCUCCUUGGAAUGUCCUGUGCCGAGAGGCUGAGUUCAUGAAGCUCAAGAUGCCAACAAAGAAGGUGUACGAUGUGAAACAGGGCAGUAAUCUGGUGGAGAAGAUCCGACUGUUCAUUCACAAAGUCACGGCUCCACUCCAUCCAAAAGUAGACGCCAACAGACCGCAAAGCGUCAAAUCCCUCUCUCACCCUUUCUCCAGAGAGAAGCAGCAUCUAUUCGACCUGUCUGACAGGGACAAGUUCUUUGACAGCAAGACCAGGAGCUCAAUAGUCUACGAGGUACUGAAGAGGACAAGAUGCACCAGAGCCAAAUACUCCAUGGGGAUCACCAGUCUGCUAGCCAAUGGUGUCUACACGUCAUCCUAUCCUCCACAUGAUGGCGACAUCGAGGAUGCAAACGCAGAACCUAAUGAUAGGAAGCUGCUGUACCAGGAGUGGGCCAGCUACAGUGUCUUCUACAAGUACCAGCCCAUUGGACUCAUCAGGAAGUAUUUCGGGGAGAAGGUUGGACUGUACUUUGCCUGGUUGGGGGUCUACACACAGAUGCUGAUCCCUGCGGCCAUCGUUGGAGUCAUUGUGUUCCUCUACGGCUGUGCCACCGUCGAUGACAACAUACCUAGCAUGGAGAUCUGCGAUCCGCGGAACAACAUCACCAUGUGCCCGCUGUGCGACCACGCCUGCAGCUACUGGAAGCUGGUGACGGCCUGUGGCACGGCCCGCGCCAGCCACCUGUUCGACAACCCGGCCACCGUCUUCUUCUCCAUCUUCAUGGCCCUGUGGGCGGUCCUCUUCAUGGAGCACUGGAAGAGACGGCAGAUGCGACUCAACUACAUUUGGGACCUGACCGGCUUCGGGGAGGAGGAGGAGGAGGAACAUAAGGACCACAACCGAGCAGAGUACGAAUUCCGGGUCAUGCAGAAGACGAUGAGGCUGGAACAUUCAACCCCAAAGGGGGAGAAGGUGAAGCUGACGUGUACGGACAGAAUGCCAGCUUACUUGACCACUUUGGUCACGAUGUGCUUCCUGAUCGCCGUGACGUUCGCCAUCGUCUUCGGAGUCAUCCUGUACCGGAUCAGCAUCAAGGCGGCGCUGCACAUAAGCAGCUACCCUGCAGCGCGGUCCAACAUCAGAGCCACCGUCAAGACCACCGCCGCCAUCAUCAACCUCAUCAUCAUCAUCGUCUUGGAUGAAAUCUACGGCGCCAUCGCCCGUUGGCUCACCACGCUGGAGGUUCCAAAGACGGACAAGAGCUUCGAGGAGCGCCUCAUCUUCAAAACCUUUAUCUUGAAGUUCGUCAAUGCCUUCACGCCCAUUGUUUAUCUGGCCUUUUUCAGGGGCAGGCUUGUUGGGCGGCCUGGAAAAUACCUGUAUGUCGUCGGAUCGUACAGAAUGGAAGAGUGUGCUCAUGCAGGCUGCCUCAUGGAGCUGUGCAUCCAGUUGUGCAUCACCAUGCUCGGCAAGCAGCUCAUCCAGAACAACCUGUUUGAGAUCGGCAUACCGAAGCUGAAGAAACUUCUCCGGAGGAGGAAGUCAGAGUUGGACUCGAAGCAGGAGGAGGAGCUGAACAACAGCCUGCAGCGCCACGAGAAGGACCACCUGCUGGGUCCGUUCGUGGGCCUCAGCCCUGAGUACAUGGAGAUGAUCAUCCAGUUCGGAAUGGUGACUCUUUUCGUGGCCUCCUUCCCUCUGGCUCCGCUCUUCGCUCUCCUGAAUAACAUCAUCGAGAUCCGCCUGGACGCCAAGAAGUUUGUCAUGGAGCUGCGCAGGCCCAUCGCAGCCAAAGCCAAAGACAUUGGUAUCUGGUACAACCUCUUGAGAGGCCUCAGCAAGGUAGCAGUCAUUGUUAAUGCCUUUGUCAUCUCCUUCACCUCUGACUUCAUCCCCCGGCUUGUCUACCAGUACAUGUACAGCCCCGAUGGCACCAUGCAUGGCUUCAUCGAUCACACCCUGUCGUCCUUCAACGUCAGUGACUUCCAGCCGGGCACAGCCCCGCAGCAGCCGAUGAACCUGGGCCACAAGGUAGAAACAUGCAGAUAUAAGGACUACAGAGAGCCGCCCUGGUCCAACACACCGUAUGAACUAUCCAAGGAGUUCUGGGCCAUUCUGGCCGCCCGCCUUGCCUUCGUUAUUGUGUUUCAGAACGUGGUGAUGCUUAUGAGCGACUUUGUCGACUGGCUGAUCCCCGACAUCCCCAAGGACAUCAGCCUCCAGAUCCACAAGGAGAAGAUCCUCAUGGUGGAGCUCUUCAUGAAGGAGGAGCAGGGCAAAAGACUGGCAGCGCGGGACAACCACCACCGGGACAGCGGUACUUCACCCUCGUCAACCAAUCAGACCCCAACACUGCCGCGCUCGCGGCCCGUAUCCCACACCGACUGCUGUUAAGCUGCUUGCCGUUGGAUCGGAGGACAAAACAAGCACAAACGGCCACAAGCCAACGCCCCCAGCCUGUACACAAACAGUAAAAUAUGACGAUUUUUUUGCAUUCAUGUUGUUUAGGAAGUGCUCACGUUAGAAUUCCCUUAGCGGAGAAACUGGCUGUCAAUUUGUUACAUUUUAAAAACAAGCCAGUCAUAACCAGACAUAAUCUUAUCAGCCAUUGACCAAAAAUCCAGCUAGUAGCAGACAAUACUUCACCACAGGACUUAUGAUCACAAAAUGCAUAACAAUUAUUUAUUGGAUGUAACUCAAAGGAACAAGCCAUUAUCUUCAGGAUGUCUGAGAAAAAUAAUGCCAAACCAGCGACCUAAUGUGAAUCCUUUUUUUUCCGAGGAGCAAGUUUAUACCUCCCGCCUCUCCCACAGGACUGAACUGCAGCGUUUCUGUCAAUCCAUCCACACGGUCCUGGUAUCUCACCGGUGGGCUUCAACGCUGACGGAGAUCCUCCCCUUCUGCCAUCGAUCUGAACAGCUCAGACAAACAGGACUGAAUCUGUUUUGCACAAUUCUAUACAAAUGCAGGGAUUUCUUGAUGUUUUUCUCUUGUAUGCAAUAUGGUCCGGCUCUUGUGCUUUGGUUGUUGGGCUAAAAAAACAGGGUUUCGAAGGAGCUCCGGUGUCAAGCAGCCCAUCGAUUCGUACUUCCUCUUGUAUCGUUACAUUUGUUACAUUUUGAGUGUGAACACACAGCCUGAACAGUGCUCAGUGGCGUUUAUUCCUGGAAGCACAAGUCGCAUUCGUGAUUCAUUCAAAUUUAACUGGAAUUAAAGCUUGGCCUGGCAAGAUUUAUAGUAUAAAAAUUGAUGUUAUGAAAUGACACAUGAAUUUAUUUUUCCUUCGGCGAAAAAAGCAUAAAAGUACAGGAGAGUAUUAGGGCCAGACAUAAGAAGAAAAAAAUGUGGGGGAAGCUUUUUUAUAUAUAUAUAUAUAUAUAUAUAUAUAUAUAUAUAUAUAUAUAUAAAGUCAAAAUGCUGACAAUAAUUUGAAAAUUGUGACCAGGAAGUACUUUUCAGCAGCACCAAACAACCGGAUGUUGAUGUUUUGCUAGCCAGUUUGCUAAGCUAACGCUAGCUUCUAACCAAGUUGUAAAGUUGCGAUAUUAUUAUUGACAGGCUGAAUCUAUAAGCAAGG
Scophthalmus maximus (turbot) is the source of this 4354-nucleotide messenger RNA. RefSeq names its product anoctamin 1, calcium activated chloride channel a (gene ano1a). NCBI's taxonomy places the organism in Eukaryota, Metazoa, Chordata, Actinopteri, Pleuronectiformes, Scophthalmidae. Gene Ontology annotation, molecular function: protein dimerization activity; chloride channel activity. Gene Ontology annotation, biological process: chloride transmembrane transport. The coding region runs from base 307 to 3171 and encodes 954 amino acids. Gene Ontology annotation, cellular component: plasma membrane. The transcript has 26 exons. The record is from RefSeq and is a predicted model, not a curated record.